AUGACGCGUCAGCUCGCUUCCAAAGCCGGUUGUCCUUUUGAGUGGGCCUUUCUUCUUUUUUUGCCUAUCUUGGGGACUGCAUGUUCACGAGCCCGCUUGUACAUCAACGAGUUUUUCCUCGUUCCACCUAAUCUGUGGCUGGGCCUUUGCCUUGACAGCGGCGCAAACAAAUCUGGGAUUGUGACAGCCCUUUCUGACAUUGCGUCCGGGUUUGAAAAAGUUCUUCUCAAGCAAGCCCUUGCUAAUGCAGCUGCAGAAGCGCAAGACCUGGACCCAGACCAGAUGGAUAUGGAUGAUGCUGAAGGACUCGACCGAGGAGAGAGCGCCAAGAAGCGCAAGCUGUCUGCUGCCCGACACAUUGCAGCCAUCAAAGCUAACCCACCGGCCAUCAUGUCCGAUGAAGGCUCACUGCCAGCCAUGGGUUUGCAAAUGUCGCAAAAUUCGAAUCGGGCAGUCGGCCUCUACGAUGAAGGCCGCUUCCUGUUACGAGCUCUUACAGUUGGAGAAGGGUCUGGCUUCAACCCCUCUACCAUGUCGAAGCUGUUCAAUGGAAGCCACUGGAAGAGACAGGUCGUGAAAGAUACGAACCGCUUCACCAUGCACCAUACCUGUCUGUGUCUUUCCAUGUCCUGCCAUAUCGAGGAAUGGCAUGAUUUCCUGGCCAAAGAUGAAGCCUUAGGCAUGGCCAGUCGCUUCCUGAUGUUUCAUUCCGGUCCUCGCUUAGACAAAGCGGCCGAUGUUUUGGAUGAAACUGUGUACGGGCAACGUUCCCAAGCCAGCAACGUUCGUCAGCUUCUCCCGCAAUCCUUGCUUCAGAAGUUUAUUGAUCUUUUGGACCGAGUCGACGGCAAUCACCACAGUGGGUGCUCCGAUUACAACAAAGGCCGGGAAAUGAUUCCCUAUUUCUUCGCACCCGACGCCUUAGAUUAUUUUUGUCAGCACUACGACGCUCAGGUCCUAGAGCAGGAACGAGCCUAUUUGCAGGACCCUAAACAAUUCAGUCACGCAGGCAAGCUCAAGUCAUUGCCCUGGCGGCUUUCAAUUCUGCUGCACUGCUGGAACCAAGGCCUCGAGCAAGGGACACACUUUCGGCGUGCUUUGCCCAAACACGCAGUUGAAACGUCCAAGGCUAUUUUUGAAUAUCUGUCCACGCAAUCCCGAAUUUUGGCUCCUUCGAGCAAUUUACUUGAAAUUCUCAGUGCGUCUAGUUUGCUUCAAACAGCAAGUCAACGUUAUCCAAAUUUGAUUCUCCUGCUCAGAGAAGGCAACUUGCCAAAGGCGGCUGGGCCUUUGGCCACGCAACAGCAAGCUUCCUUGGAGGAACCGUUCGAGCAAUGGUGGGGGACUUUGGCUCCGGACAUGAAGGCAUAUGCGUUCCUUGGUGCGCAUUGGAUCCUGACAUCCACAACACUAGUUUUCAUUGAUGUGAACAGCCCAAUAAAGGCCCUCAGAUCCAAAGACAAAAAGCAACUGCCGAAGGAAGCUGCAAAGCAACACGCCAACAAUGUUUUUAAAUUGUUGGAAUACACCCAGCUUGCUUGCGUCAAGCGCGGUCGAAAAGGUGGUGUCACUUUGAUGAAAAGAGCGUGCCCCCAAGAUGUUGCAUUGACGGUUGCGUUCACCAAUCUGCUGCACAUGUUCAAGCACAAGCUCGCAACGAACGCCGCAAGAUAUAAUGAGACCUGCUUGCAGCUGACAGAAUCUUUGCGCAAGGUCCACAGCAUCAACUCUGGCGAAAGUGCCCCGAUACUUGAUCCACCACAGAAGGACAAGAUGGAGGCCAUGCUGCUUUUCCUCACCCAGUAUGUGGAUGAAUCCAGGAUCUGGGAUUCCUUGGCUGAGUAUAUCGUCAGAACGCAGGGCCAAAGCGGUGAUCAAUCUGAUGCGUCCCAAAAGGACUCAAUUCUUGGUGGGGCUGUGCAGGAAAGGUUGUCGAACUUGCUUUUUUAUCCGGGGAAUGCAGAGUUGCUUCCCAUUUUCGUUCUAGCCAGCCAUUGUGCAGACAGGAAAUGCCGAGGACAGAUUGCUGCCUUUCUAUUGCGGAAACAAUAUCCGACAGUCGACUUUGUCUCGCAAGAUUGCGACUUUAUUUUUCACAAGUUGGAAAUUGCAGCACCUCAUCUUUUGCAGUCGGAUUUGUUAGAAUUGUUGGACGUUCGCUUGCCUCGCCUUGCGCUUCUUCCACUUUUUGACACGUGCACAUUUUGCCACUGCGUCUUAAACAUUUCCUAUACUCGGCGCAUUCCUUGCUGCCUGCAACUGCACGACCUUCGCAUGGCAGAAGUUGAGGCCACAAGUUUUGCAGCCAACAUGUGGAUGACGCAGACGGCCUGUGGGGGUCCGAUCUUAUCCUUCGGUUGUGGGUUACCUACCAAGAGGGCAUACAUCAAGCAGCUCGCGUUCUGGCAUCCACGUGCAAGCGAGCCCAUCGCGCUCUAA
Molecule: messenger RNA, 2439 nt
Organism: Durusdinium trenchii
Lineage: Eukaryota; Dinophyceae; Suessiales; Symbiodiniaceae
Source: the annotation of a GenBank genome assembly